Messenger RNA from Sapajus apella (tufted capuchin), 6721 nucleotides. It is a transcript of the gene TP53INP1, whose product is annotated as tumor protein p53 inducible nuclear protein 1. The record is from RefSeq and is a predicted model, not a curated record. Gene Ontology annotation, cellular component: autophagosome; nucleus. NCBI's taxonomy places the organism in Eukaryota, Metazoa, Chordata, Mammalia, Primates, Cebidae. The transcript is spliced from 4 exons. Gene Ontology annotation, biological process: autophagosome assembly; positive regulation of DNA-templated transcription. Bases 1505 to 2230 code for a protein of 241 amino acids.
CGGUUGAGUGUUUGGUCUCUGCCUCCUUUCCUUGGCCGCGGCGGGACCUCCUCUAACUCCUCCUCCUCCUCCUCCCUCCACUCCUCCUCCUCCGCCUGCGCUCGGCCGUUGGAUGGGCCGCCAGCUCCGGACUCGGCAUCGGGGCUCCGGCGGCCGCAGUCGGGACGCGUCUCCCGAGACAGCGGCACUUGGGCUUGUGGCCCUGCGAUCCCGUCCCCCGCGCCUGCCCACCAACUCCGGAGGCCCUGCGCCUACGGGGAACCCGCUCGGUGACCCGGCCACCGGCCCCCGCGGCUUGUCCCUUGACCCAGCUUGAUCUUACUCUUGGCUACUUGGCGUUGCACCUGUGGAAAGAGCGCUUUCUUUGCCUGUUAACAUUGAGAUCCUUUGGAUCGCUCACGCUUGCUGAGUGCUGAGUAUGUGCCAUAUACUAUGCUGCGGACUUUGCUUUAUAGCCCCAGUUGAUUCUCAUAACCCUGUGAAACAGGCCCGGUUAUCUUACACGUAGGAAACCCGUGGCACAGAAAGGUUAAGUAAGUUGCUUAAGGCCACACAGCCUGUUAAAAGGAAACGAUGUUUGUAUUUUAAAGUGGCAGCCGAAUUUUACCGGGACAGCCUUUGUUUUGCUUGUAUUUCCUGAUCAUAUCUGUUCAGUAGUUAAUUCCAAUUCGGAGUGGAUUAAGGAAGAGCUUCUUUACAUCUGUGACUCCCAAGGACUGGGGCAUCCCCUGGCUAAAAGAACCUUUUCUCAAUGCACAAUAGUUUUGGGAAAAGGGGGAAAACUGACCCUUGAGGUCAUUGAACAGAGGUCAUAAUGAGUUCCCUGAAGAUCCUGAAAUCACCAGCGUGGUAAUUGAAAUACAUUUUCAUUUGCAGAUGUGGAAAGCACUGGGAAGCUUUUAAGUCGCAAUCAAUAUAAUAAUGAACUGGCAGCAUAAUUUUAAAAGGCUCCUGCCUGGAACCAGGACCUUACCAAUUUCUGUGAACAAGGUCUAGUUUUCUCAUCCUAUCUUUUGUUCUUUUCUGCCAUUGCUUCCUGCUAUGUCUCUUGGGAAUGGCCCUGCUUUCAAAAUUCAAGAUUAUCAGCUGUGAAUUACCACUUACUCUUGUCUUUGUCCACUCUUUCAGCCUUCAGGGCAGGCAAGGGUGGGUCCCUGGGGGAAUAGCUUCCCUUGCAUACUAGUUGAACAGUCUUCAUAUAAGUGGAACAAGCAAAGACAGCUUUCUUGGCUUGGUUUUUUCUGCAGUUCAAAAUCCGUUUUAAAUUACUAGAAUCUGCUUUUUUUUUUUUUAAGUAAUGGAAGAGGGUGGGAUAAAAAGAGAAGGAUAAUUCUGAGGCUGCUUUUCAAUGACGGGAUAAUGACUUUUCUUGAUUUUCAUCUAAGUUGAAUAAGCAUCCUGUGCACUUUAAUCUCCUGUUGGUACUGUCAGGCCAACUGAAGACAAGGUUUUGAAAUCUCGGCUGUAAAAGACAUCCAGCCAAACUCUCAGUCUUGCCUUAACAAUGUUCCAGAGGCUGAAUAAAAUGUUUGUGGGUGAAGUGAGUUCUUCCUCCAACCAAGAACCAGAAUUCAGUGAGAAAGAAGAUGAUGAAUGGAUUCUUGUUGACUUCAUAGAUACUUGCACUGGUUUCUCAGCGGAAGAGGAAGAAGAAGAAGAGGAGAACAUCAAUGAAGAGUCACCUGCUGAGCACCCUUCAGUCUUUUCCUGUUUACCGGCGUCUCUUGAGUGCUUGGCUGAUACAAGUGAUUCCUGCUUCCUCCAGUUUGAGUCAUGUCCAAUGGAGGAGAGCUGGUUUAUCACCCCACCCCCAUGUUUUACUGCAGGUGGAUUAACCACUAUCAAGGUGGAAACAAGUCCUAUGGAAAACCUUCUCAUUGAACAUCCCAGCAUGUCUGUCUAUGCUGUGCAUAACUCCUGCCCCGGUCUCAGUGAGGCCACCUGUGGGACUGAUGAAUUACAUAACCCAAGUAGUCCCAGAAUGGAAGCUCAAAAUGAAAUGGGGCAGCACAUUCAUUGUUAUGUUGCAGCUCUUGCUGCUCAUACAACUUUUCUGGAACAACCCAAGAGCUUUCGUCCUUCCCAGUGGAUAAAAGAACAUAGUGAAAGACAGUCUCUUAAUAGAAAUAGCCUUCGUCGCCAAAAUCUUACCAGGGAUUGCCACUCUCGGCAAGUCAAGCACAAUGGCUGGGUUGUUCACCAGCCCUGCCCACGUCAGUACAAUUACUAAGAAUUUCACGUUUUGCUGGUUGGUUUCUCUUGGUUUGUGCAUAUGUGUAUGGAUGUGUGAAUAUGUACAAUGAAAAUGUUGUCUCUUUAAAACCAAUUGAUAACCAAUCACAUAGUUGUAUCAGUGUAUUUAGACACUAUCUUGAAAACCAGAUUUAUAUGCUGUGUAUCACAUAAUGCCUUGCCUUUAACAUUUACUUUUUUGUACACUUUUUCAGAUUGUUUCUGGAAACAUAUCAAUACAAUUACAGUGUUUGGUGUUUGGGGGUGUCUUUAAAUCUGUUAGAGUGUACAUUAGUCAGCAUUUUAAAGACGUUUCUUCCAAGUACAAGAAUAGGCAUCUUCAUUUUCAUUUUAUUUUGUAUUACUUAAUCUUUUGAGCAAGCAAAAAUUUAUUCUCAGGGUCAGCUGUACACUUUAUUGACCAGUACUUGAUAAUUUCUCUGUAUAUGAUGAAUACAUUUUUACACACUAACAUGAGCAUUAACAGGUGAUAGUUGCCAUGGAUAUAAUGGAAUUAUGGCUGGACUUUCUUUUGAAAGAAAACUUGAUACAUUUCUGUGUGUAUGGUUUUUCUCCAGAUUAAUCAUGCAGUUCAUUUGGAAUUGAGGUACAUUAAGCUUUAGUGAAGAGCGCAUUCAGUAAUUCCAAUGUGACUGCAUGACGUGGUACAGACAUUACAGGUGUUGUAGACUUGCCUCAUGCAGAGGGAUUAAAUUAGGCCUGUGAAAUUAUAUUUGGAAAAAUUCAUGUCUGUAACUAACCCAUUAGUCCAGUAUUUAAGUCGUUCCGAUUCCUUCCUGCCAAUUCUGCCCACUCCUCACCUCACGUCAGUUAUAAAUUCAGAAGUACUUGUGUAGGCACUUGAAUGAUUUUAUAUUUUUCUCUGCCCGAAGGAAAAGAGAUAGGCUUUAUAUUUCCACACAGAGUGAAAAAUCCUCUGUCACGAAGCCUGCCCUACCAAGUGGCAAGCAAGGAUGUGGGGGAAUUUCUGGUGAUGAUGUCUUUCAUGGCAUCUGAGUGAAAAGUGACAGAUUGGCUUAACUUUUUUCUUUUUCUUUUUUUUUUAAUUGCCUUGUAUUGUGGGUAUUCUUCCCUGCAGUCCAAACGACUUUUCAUUUUUUGUUUUAACUGCAGGCAAAAAUCUUUAACCACUCUGGCCUCUGUUUCUUCCACCAACAGGGGGAGCAGUGACAUUUACCUCCCUCACAGAGUCACUGUGAGAGUUCUAUACUGAUUGGAAGUGGGGCUGUUCAGAACUGAACCUUGUAGGAAAUUCCAAGGGCCUUUCUACUGAAUCUGGUGAUAGGGUGGGGCCGUGGCACUUUCUCUGCCACAGCUGUUCUUCACAGUGUUGGUGCUAAUGAGGCCAGGGUGCAGGGUUCGAGUCACACAUAGGCCAGUUAACAUAGAGAAAACUAUUUCCUUACCUCCAGCCAGUCACUUCCUUUUUCCGUAGUUGUGAUGUGUUUUGCUGAGCCAUCCACUCUGACUGAUUUCCUCUGAAGUUAAGUAAACCCAUUUACAAUCCAAAGCACAUUCUACUGACAGAAGUGUUGCCUUCAUCAUCAAGCAGCUUGUUUUUCCAUCUCCUCUGCAACCCUAAUUAAAUGAGUACAGGUCUAGAAAAUGUUUUCAAAGAGAAAAGCAGCAUAUACUUAUGUGAAGUAUUAUAUUUUUCAAUAACCCUGUAGUGGCAUGAUGCAGGGAACCCUGGGAGACUUGCAGGGAAGAGCUGUGCUCUUUUCUGACUAGACUAGAGCGUUUGGAGUAGAAGAGGUCAAAUGUGUAGUUACAUGGAGGUUUUAGAAUGUUCUUCUCCUGGCUGUGAUGAAGUGCCAGGAUAUCUCUUUAGAACAAGAAUCUAGAUUCCCCCCUUUCUCCUUAUUGCCCCUCCCAUUUUGACUUCCCCUUUAUUUAUUUGUUUUCUAAUUAGGGGCCAAGUCUGUAAAGUUUUGUCAAACUGAGUUAGAAGUUGUUUUCUUACUAUUUGUGUUUACCAGAGUUGGGAGAAACGGUAUAGUUUCCAUGAAGGUGUGUAUGUUUUGUACAAUGUUUGUUAUAUGGCCAUGCAUUGGUAACUUGAAAAUAGACCAGCUUAAUGUCUUCAGGCUGUAAGCCUCUGAAUACACAGUGUCUCUCUUUCAUACAUUGCAUGUAAGUCGUUAGUACCUCACAAGCUGCAGAAGUUCAGCCAUGAGAUUUUGUUUGGCAGCAUAAACAGAUUUAUAUAUAACGGCAAAAGCCUUUUUUCAGAUUUCCUUACUGACUUUUCGUUUGCCUUAUCUGGGGCUAGUUUUUUAUGCUUUGUGUGCAGAAAACAAAAAAUUACAUUCAUUGGGCCUUUUUUCAAGGUUGGGAUUACCACACCACCUGGAAUAUCAUGCUGUGGUUUCUGCCUAAAAUUGGCACAUGUAAGAAUUAAAGAAAAUGGUUAUAUAAUUCAAUUGAAGCUCUUGGUAAUUAGAUGUUAGGCAUCUCCUGUAUGUAAGACACAAGGCCAGCCACAACACAGAACGAUAAUAUUGUUAAGUAUUCUCUGAAACAUGGCCAAAAUGCAUUUUAUUAUGAGCUUUUUUUUUUUUGCUAUUGUAAAUAUUAGUGGUUUACAAUGUGCUUUAGUCAUAUUUCUUUAAAAUGCAAGCAGUGAGAAAUAAGACCCCUCUGUUAGUAGCUCUAACUGAUAACAUAGAAUGUUACUUGGAAAAAGUCUGGACUAUGCGGUAUACACAAGCAGUGCUUUGUGAAUGAGUUGCUUAGCUUUUACAUUGCACCAUGUUUCUCAAAGUUUGUUUUUGUUGAUAAAACAUUUUAUAAUGUACAUCUUAUGUUUAUUUUUCUUCCUCAACUAAUUGAACUGUGUACUGCACUGUAAGUUGAAAAUUAGUGAUCCAUUAUUUAUCUUCUCUGGCAAUGCAUUUAUAUGGUCAAUUGGCUGGGGAUUUUUUGCAGAAAGAUGCAAAAUGAUUGGAUUUUUGACUUCCUAUCGCAGGGAGCUUUUAAAAAUGUGUUAAUUUCCUGUACAUUUUUCUAAUCCCCAUGCAAACUGUUCCUGUUUACAUACAUUCUCUGUUGUAUCAGUACUUUGAUGAGUGAGAAGAGAGUUUACUUAAAACUUGAGCGGGCUGUUGAGCAUUGUUUCUGCUUCUCAAAUCUGUAUAGCACACUGGUUUGUAAUCAUUAUGUCUUCGUUGAAAUCCUUGCUCCUUCUCUUCCUCAGUGAAAUACAUUAUAUGUUAUCUUUAUGUAUUCAUUAUUCUCAUUUGCUUUGAGUCGGAAACAAAAACAUGAAGGACUCCAAUUAGAAGAUAGAUAUUUACAUUCAAAUAGAUUAGUGGGAAAAGUUUAAGAGUUUCCAGGUAUUAGUUUUUAUUUUUUGAGUCAAUUAAGAGAGACUGCUCCUUUGACUGGGAGACACUAGUAUAUGUUUGUAAUGUUACUUUAAAAUGAUCUUUUUAUUUUAUAAGGUCUAUGAAUACUGGUUAAACUGUUGCAACUUGGGCUUAUAUCAUGGAUGGUUUCACUGCCAUCAGCCAUGCUGAUAUAUUGGUAAUGGCAUCCCUAUCUACUUAUUUUAAUGCUUAAAAUUAUACAUAAAAUGCUUUAUUUAGAAAAUCUACAUAAUACAGUGGUGUCAGCCUUGCCAUAUAUCAGUUUCACUUGAAAUUUGACACCCAUUAAAGUGGUUUAGGGUGGAGAAAGAGGUACUGGAAAACAUGCAGAUGAGGAUGUCUUUUAUUUGCAACAGUAUCCUCUGCAUGGGAGAAGUUACUCUUGAAAGGCAGGCAGCUUAAGUGGACAGUGUUUGUAUAUCAUUGAGAAUUUUCUUUAUGACAUUUUUUAACAUUGUGUAAUUGUUAAAUGUCCAUUUUUGCUCUGUUUGCCUGAAGUUUUAGUAUUUGUUUUCUAGGUGGACCUCUGAAAACCAAACCAGUACCUGGGGAGGUUAGAUGUGUGUUUCAGGCUUGGAGUGUAUGAGUGGUUUUGCUUGUAUUUUGGUUGUUUUCUUCUAGAGAUUUUAAACUUUAGUAAUUGUGUGUGUUAUUUUUUUUUAAGUGGCUUUGUUUUUUUCUCAAGUAAAAUUGUGAACAUAUUUUCUUUAUAAGGGCAGGGCGUGAGUUACGGAGACUGAAGAGUAUUGUAGACUGUACCAUGUGCCUUCUUAAUGUGUUUCUGGACACACUUUUUUUUCAUCAACUUGAAAAUUCAAAAGGGACAUUUGGUUAGGUUACUGUACAUCAAUCUAUGCAUAAAUGGCAGCUUGUUUUCUUGAGCCACUGUCUAAAUUUUUUUGUUUUUAUAGAAAUUUUUUAUACUGAUUGGUUCAUAGAUGGUCAGUUUUGUACACAGACUGAACAAUACAGCACUUUGCCAAAAAUGAGUGUAGCAUUUAAACAUUGUGUGUUAACACCUGUUCUUUGUAAUUGGGUUCGGUGGUGCAUUUUGCACCAUGUUUUUAAUCUGUCAAUAAAUAAAAUGUCCUUUAACUUCA